AUGGAGUCCGAUACUGGACAAUUAAAGGGCCGUCCGCCCGAUAAAAAUCCUCCUACAUGUUCGGAAAUUGGCGUGACUGUUGCAAAUGCAAUGAAUGUGUACUAUGUCGGAAAUGAAAAUAAUACAGAUUUACGUAAUUCUAAUAAUGAGGAGAUCAUAAUAAGAAGGGAACAUAAUCCAAUGCAAAUUAAUAGUGCUGAAACGGUGAUUGAAGAGUCAAUUCGAAUUGAAGAGUCGAUUAAUAUGAAUAAUGUGUGUGACAAAAGCAAUGAAGCACAAAAUAUUGAAAUGAUUGAGCAAGUACCUAGUGAUGAGAAUUCUAAUCGAAAUAACGUUGAUGAAAUACAUUUACCGAAUCGUUUUGAUAUGUGUGAUACUGGACCUUUUUACAUUUACGUAGAAUCUUUAAGUAAAAACAUUGGACGUUUACACCCUAUGGCUCUCGGAAAAUUACUACACAGAUCACGAUCGAUUCUGAAAGAAGAUUUGCUGGAGAUUAUCGUGAUUGGUAAUAAUAAAGUCAAACUAGUUCUUAGGAAUGGUAAAACAGCAAAUAGCCUUCUUGACGAUAAUUUUUUUACUGCUAAUAAUUUGAAAGCUUACAUUCCUAAAUACCUAUUAAUUAGGGAAGGUAUAAUCUUUGAUGUAGAUAUUAAUCUCACGGCAGAAGAAAUAUUAGAAGAGAUAGAAUCAGUCAUUCCAGUAAUAGACGUAAAGUGUUUUAUACCAAAAAACAUCAACAAACGCAGAAUCAACUCGCAAUGCGUGAAAUUAUCUUUCAGAGGUUCAAUUCUGCCGGAUAAGGUAGGUAUACAUUCUGUAAAAUGCCCAGUCAGCCCAUAUAUUGAGAAGAUCACCCAAUGCCACAAACGUUGGCGUAUUGGCCACGUUCGGGAAAAAUGCCGGAACGACCUAAGAUGUCCCAAAUGUGCAGGUCCUCAUAUUAAAGACGUAUGUUUAGAAGAUACCAACUAUCUAUGCUGCCUGUGCAAAGAUAACCACGAGGCUUAUAAUAAAGAUUGCAGGAUCUAUAAAAGAUAUAAAAAUAUUAAUGAAUUAAUGGCAACACGGAAUUUAUCUUUCUACGAAGCAAAAAAAAUCUUUGAUAACGAUAAAUACUCGAGAACAGUUAGAGUCAACCAUAGCAGCUUGAAUAAAGAUAAAGAUUUCCAAUGA
Molecule: messenger RNA, 1176 nt
Organism: Ctenocephalides felis (cat flea)
Lineage: Eukaryota; Metazoa; Arthropoda; Insecta; Siphonaptera; Pulicidae
Exons: 1
Coding region: 1-1176 (391 amino acids)
Source: RefSeq, a predicted model, not a curated record